UUUCUGGUCCAGUUAGCUAGCUUUUCUUCCUUUUCAGCCAAACUUCAAAUGGAUGAUACGCAAAGUUCUCCCUUGCUGAGCAUCAAGGCUUCACCGGAACCCGAUUAUGCUCCGGUGAAGACCUUUCAGGAGGGCAUGUCAGUUUGUUGGAAGGAGACUGUGAAGCUGUGGAAAGUUGCAGCUCCGGUGGCUUUCACGACUCUCUUUCAGUUCCUCAUCCAGUCUGUCACCACCAUCUUCAUCGGACAUCUCGGAGAUCUUGAGCUUUCUGCUAUUUCUCUUGCUCAUAAUGUCAUCAACGCUAUUGCCUAUGGCUUCCUGCAAGGUAUGGCAAAUGCACUUGGAACUCUAUGUGGUCAAGCAUAUGGUGCAGGCCAAGUUGAUUCACUUGGCAUCUAUAUGCAGCGCUCCUGCAUUAUCCUAUCCAUCACUUGCUUCCUCCUUUCGUCGAUUUACAUUUUUGCUACUCCAUUCCUAAAGAUUUUAGGCCAACAAGACAGUAUAGCUGAGUUUGCUGGAAAAUAUUGUCUGUUGAUUAUCCCUCAGAUGUUCUCCUUUAUCAUCAAUCUGCCCACCCAAAAGUUUCUUCAAGCUCAGAGCAAGGUGGGGAUCAUCACAUGGAUCUCCUUUGUGGCUCUAGUCACACACACAGGACUUCUUUAUCUCUUCAUUAGCGUACUCGGCUGGGGGGUGAAUGGUGCAGCUGUUGCUUAUAAUAUCACAUUUUGGGAAGUUGCAGUUGGUCAGUUUAUGUAUGCUGUGUUUUUUUGCAAAGAGGGUUGGAGUGGAUUUUCAUGGUUAGCUUUCAAAGACAUUUGGGCUUUUGCUAGGCUGUCCCUGUCCUCAUGUAUGUUCUUUUGCCUAGAGAUGUGGUACGUUAUGAGUCUCAGCAUUCUUGCCGGGCAACUUGAAAAUGCAGUGAUUGCUCUUGGUUCCUUUUCUAUAUGCUUGAACUUUCAGAGCUGGGAAGUCAUGAUUUUGACAGGAAUAAAUGCGGCUAUAAGCAUUCGAGUCUCGAAUGAACUAGGGAUGGGGCAUCCCAGAGCUGCCAAAUACUCCAUAUGUGCUGCAGUCGUACAAUCCCUCAUCGUUGGGAUCGUGUCUAUGACUUUUGUCUUCAUAAGUAGAGACUACAUUGCCAGUGUUUUCACAGACAGCAAAGUCAUCCAGCAAGCUGUUGCUCGUUUAGCAUACUUUGUUGGUAUAACCAUGCUUCUUGCUAGUGUUGCACAAGUUUUAACAGGUGUUGCUAUUGGAAGUGGAUGGCAAGUGAUGGUAGCUUAUAUAAAUUUGGCUGCUUAUUACCUAUUUGGUCUCCCACUUGCAAUCUUUCUUGGAUUUAAAGCCAAUUUGGGUUCAAUGGGACUAUAUGGUGGCAUGAUAAGUGGAAGUGCUCUUCAGAUCUUAUUCCUAUUGAUUAUGACUUCCAGAACCAACUGGGACAAGGAGGUCGAGCAGACGACUAAGCGCAUAAAGAAAUGGGGGAGCAAGGAAAUAAGAACUGAGAAGAUAGGUUGCUGAUAGUAGUAUAUGAAAUAAAGCUACUCACUCUUGCUGCAUAGAUUUAAGGUGAAACUCAGGUAUAAGUUCCUUAGUUUAUUUCUCGAAUAGUAUAGGCUCAUCUCUCAAUAUGAUCUGCCACACUCAUGUCUGUGUUUGAAACUUUGAAUAUCAAAGGGCAAGCUGAGCAGCUGAUAAAAUGCGGCCAGCUUAAGGAGGUUGAGUGAGGUUUAAAAGCAAGCUGUUUUGUGGUUAAUAAUGUGUUUAUUAAUUAAUUAGUUAAUUAGAAUAGUAGCUAGUAAAGGAACAAUAUAUUUACAUUGUGUUAAUACAAUUUAGAACUAAUAUAUAUACUGCAUCCUGUGAGGAAAAAAUGUAAAAGAACAUGUUCUGGUGAAUGUGUAAACUUCCCUUUGAGUUGAAUAAGAGAUUACCUCAUUGGGAUAUAUAUGUUAUAAGACCUGUUACUGUGAGACCUCAGUUUGUAACAUUAACUGCAGCCAGCUAGCUCAAGUACCUCGUUAAUAAUA
Fragaria vesca subsp. vesca is the source of this 2030-nucleotide messenger RNA. Its product is annotated as protein TRANSPARENT TESTA 12-like. Gene Ontology annotation, biological process: xenobiotic detoxification by transmembrane export across the plasma membrane. Bases 49 to 1521 code for a protein of 490 amino acids. NCBI's taxonomy places the organism in Eukaryota, Viridiplantae, Streptophyta, Magnoliopsida, Rosales, Rosaceae. Gene Ontology annotation, cellular component: membrane. The transcript is spliced from 7 exons. The record is from RefSeq and is a predicted model, not a curated record. Gene Ontology annotation, molecular function: xenobiotic transmembrane transporter activity; antiporter activity.